Phlebotomus papatasi is the source of this 1973-nucleotide messenger RNA. Its product is annotated as juvenile hormone esterase-like. The transcript has 4 exons. Lineage: Eukaryota; Metazoa; Arthropoda; Insecta; Diptera; Psychodidae. The record is from RefSeq and is a predicted model, not a curated record. Bases 41 to 1798 code for a protein of 585 amino acids.
GUCUCGAGCAACAGUCGCCAACGGAAGCAUAAACCUCAGGAUGAAAUUGCAAUUCUAUAUCGGAUUUUUGUGUACAAGUUUUACUUUAAUAAGUUCACAAAAUAGUAGUGAAACCGGCACUGAUGGUGCGUCUUUUCGAAAACCACUGUCACAACCGGAAGUUUGUGCAGAGUGCGGAUGUGUUCGUGGAAAAUUUGAAAGUGGACGAAAGAAGUCCUACGACGCAUUCUACGGAAUCCCUUACGCUGAACCUCCUGUUGGAAAAUUAAGAUUCGAAAGCCCUGUCCCCUAUUCCGGAUGGACAGGAUACUGGGAUGCUUCAUAUCCAAGAGAUGAUUGCUUGCAAGAGAACCUUUAUUUGCCUGGAUAUCCUAUCUCAGGUUCUGAGGAUUGUCUGUUCCUCAAUGUCUAUCGACCAAGUUCUUGGAACAGAAAGAAGAAACUUCCGGUUCUCAUAUGGAUUCAUAUGGGUUCAUUUUUUGCUUUCUCAUCGAAUCCUGCACUUGUCGGACCUGAGUAUUUAAUGGACAAUGGAGAAGUGAUUUUGGUGACUAUGAACUACCGUCUUGGUAUUUUGGGAUUCCUCUGUUCAGGAGAUGAAGCUGUUAAAGGGAACUUUGGCUUGAAGGACCAACAACUCGCUCUGAAAUGGGUUGCAACUAAUAUUGAAUACUUUGGUGGAGACUCAUCGUCGAUAACUCUUGCUGGACACGGUGCUGGAGGAAUAUCCACAAAUUUGCAUAUGUUGAACCCAAAGUCUCAAGCACUAUUUCAUCGCGCUAUAAUGAUGAGUGGUGUAGCCCUCACUCCAAUGAUAUAUCCCAUUGAUUUCGAAGCGCAAUUUCGUAAAGUUGCUAAACUAAUUGAGUUGCCGGAUUGGGAGGCUGGUACGACCACCAAUUUAGCAUACCAAAUGAAGAAGCUCGAUGGUCUUAAACUUAUCCUGGCUCACAAGUAUUUGUUUUUGAUGCUUAAAACUCCUCCUUUUUCACUUCGUCCCUGCAUUGAGGGUGACUGGGAGGGAGCUUUUAUGACCGAGGAUCCACGAACCGUUUGGGCCGAAGGAAGAUUUGUUCAUAAACCUUUCGUAGUUGGUACAGUCAGAAAAGAAGGAAUCGUUCAAUCGGUUAUCACAACUGACAAAAGCCUUCUUGAUCAAUUUAAUAAAAACAUCUAUCAUUUUUUACCGGUCCAACUGGACUUUCAUCCGAAAUACGCCUACGACGUUAUGAAGUAUUACUUAGGGAAGAAAGACUACAUCGACAGUUCUAAUCAAGCAGAAUAUUUCGAGAUGUACGGUGAUAGAUGUUUCUGUUAUCCCAUGGUGACCAUGGUCAACCAGUACAUAACCUACGCAGACGUCAAGAAAAAUCCUGUGUUUAUCUACGAAUUUGCAUAUGAGAGCGAAUAUUCUCUGGCCAACCUUUUGCACAACACUGAAGAAUACUUAGGAGUAGGACAACUCGAUGAUCUACCCUAUCUCUUUAGAAUGAGUUCAAACUUCCAACCGUUCGAGACCGAUUCUCCAGAAAGCAGAAUGAGUGACAUCUGGGUUCGGACCAUGGUUAACUUCGUUGCACGAGGAGAGAUUAAAGUCUGGCGGACCUUAAGACCUUGUACAACUGAAAACGCCAGUCCAACUUGUGAUCGUCAAGUUUUCGAGCGAUACACGAAUGGAGAUCAAGAUGAAUCCUUCGUCUCAAUAGCUAAUAACAUUGAUACCGAUAUGUUAAAGCUUUUUGAAAAUAUUGACAGUGGUGUUAAGUCAAAAACACUAGAGUCAUGUACAUUAUCAUAAAACUCAAAAUCACUUAAAAUAUUUUGUUCAAGUGAUUACUUUUGUUUCCUAAAAUAUACAUCCAAAAUUUUAACAACUAAUAAACAUGAUAUCACCUUAAACAUCUUUGCGAGAGGGCAAAAUAAAUAUGCAAAAAAAUCGUCUCUUCUUUAAAACAAGUUUAAAGAAAAAGAAA